AUGCAUGGUGCUGUGCUCACUGGAGUAGCCGUCUGUAUUUGGGGGGGGGUGAAAUGUUUGGUACUAACAGGUUCUGUCUCUACAGUGCACGAGCGCAUCGUUGGAGGAAGUGACGCAAAUAUUGAUGAUUAUCCCUGGCAAGUGAACGUGAGGUACAACAGCGAAUCGGCAUGUGGAGGCUCCAUAAUCUCCUCUCAGUGGAUUCUGACGGCGUGCCAUUGUUUCCCUGAGGAGCACGCCCUGGCAGAUUAUGAAGCCAUCUUUGGAACCACCUCCCUGAUUCAAACAGAUCCCAACACCCAGACUGUGCUGUUUGAAGCCGUGUACAAGAACCCGACGUACAGUGCAGAUGCCCACGUUGGAGACAUUGCCGUGGUCAAACUUAAAACCCCUCUGACCUUGACAACUGGUGUGGGCACCAUCAGCUUAUUGGCUGCCAGCGUCCAGAUCCCGCCUGGACUGAUAUGUUCUGUCACCGGAUGGGGCAACAUCAAUCAAGGAGUUGCUCUUCCCAUCCCCAGAACCCUGCAAGUGGGAAGAGUGCAAGUCAUCAGUUCCAGGACCUGCAACUGUCUGCAUAAGAUUGACGCCAGCAGCGACUACCACAUAACCAUCCAAUCAGACAUGAUCUGUGCGGGGUACAAAGAGGGCACUGUGGAUGCCUGCCAGGGUGACUCGGGGGGACCCCUUGCUUGUUAUAUCAACAAUAAAUGGUACCAGGUUGGCGUGGUCAGCUGGGGAGACCAGUGUGGUGCGAAGAACAGACCCGGAGUCUAUACACUGCCCAGCGCCCACAUCGACUGGAUUAAAAGUCUGGUGACCGACUGCCAAGUAGAUUCCAUCACCAUAGACCAGGCUCCCAUCCCAGACAACGAGAACGGCUGCCAGGCAGCAGAUGGGGCCAUUUACCCCUACCCCAACAGGGGGACCGCUAUCCUGGUGACAUUCAUCACCCUGCCGCUGUACUGGCUGAGUGCCUAUCUGCUGACCAAUUUGUAG
Molecule: messenger RNA, 999 nt
Organism: Staurois parvus
Lineage: Eukaryota; Metazoa; Chordata; Amphibia; Anura; Ranidae
Source: the annotation of a GenBank genome assembly